This is a messenger RNA of Chlorella variabilis, 876 nucleotides long. RefSeq lists its product as hypothetical. Bases 1 to 876 code for a protein of 291 amino acids. NCBI's taxonomy places the organism in Eukaryota, Viridiplantae, Chlorophyta, Trebouxiophyceae, Chlorellales, Chlorellaceae. The record is from RefSeq and is a predicted model, not a curated record. The transcript has 8 exons.
AUGGCGACAUCGCAGGAGCUGGGUCCCGAGUACGCCCGGGCGCCCCAGGAACCCGUGGGGCGCACCCCUCGCGGGGCGGAGAUUGAAGUGCCUCCGGCACCGCUGGGCCUGGUGGCGCUGCACAACCUGUGGAAGAAGACCAAGGGCACCCUCAGCAUCGACCUGAAGCGCAAGCUGUUCAAGGGCGGGGCGCCAGGGGACACGCUGUGGCGGCCGCCGCCGGCAUUCUAUGGGCAGGCGCCUCCAGGGCCGCCGCCGGGGGCCUACAGCGGCGGUGGGUACGGCGGCGGCUAUGGUGGGCCGCGGGGCGGCGGCGCGCCUCUCUAUGACCUGCCCAGUGUCGGCUUCAUGAACACGGGGGCGCGGGUGAAGGUCUUGCGGCACCUGCAGUUUGGGCCCAAGGUGGAGGUGGAGCGCCCCUCGGGGCUCAAGGGGCAGGUGCCCACCCUCGACUUUGGGUUUGGACUGGCGUUUGAGCUGGAUACGGCCGAGCUGCAGCCGCAGGUGCGCCUCAAGUUCCGAGACAUCCUCUCCAUCAAGGCGCUGCCCUACCCCGCACUCAAGAUCCAGAAGCGCCUGGCACUGCCCGAGGGCAGCUGGGGCGUGCGGCUCAGCUACGAGUGCCCGCUGGAGGGAAUAACCACCUUCUAUCAACCUCCAGCCCGCCUGCUGAUGUCCAUUGAUAACAUGCAGCACAACGGGGUGCAGCUGACGCAGGCUGGCCUGGAGUUCAAUUACGCCGGCGACUUUUAUGAGGGCAACACACAACUGCGAGCGGCAGGCCUGGUUGCGCUGCCCCGCGAGCUGCCCAUUGUGGAGGGGCAGCCGAUGGUGGGGCUGGAACUGAAGCGGCUGGGCCUGAAGGCGGCCUGGUGA